Molecule: messenger RNA, 1386 nt
Organism: Emiliania huxleyi CCMP1516
Lineage: Eukaryota; Haptophyta; Isochrysidales; Noelaerhabdaceae
Exons: 7
Coding region: 1-1386 (461 amino acids)
Biological process (GO): transmembrane transport
Molecular function (GO): transmembrane transporter activity
Source: RefSeq, a predicted model, not a curated record
AUGUCUAGCCUUGCUCUGCGGGGCAGCAGCGAGCAGGAGUCGGUCGGCCCGGCGCAUGAUUCUGCGUUUACUUGCACACUUUACGCGAUGAUCGGCGAGGGCGAACUUGCUUCUCCUCGCUGCCUGCUGGGCCUGCGCCUUGAGCUCGAGUGCCACGUUUCGUCCUUCUACUCCGGCCUCUUUGCUGCGGAUCCCUCAGCUGCUGCAUCAUCUGCCGCCGUAGGCACCCUGCUCACCGCCGUGGGGCCGCUCGCCGCCACAGCAACUGGCUCGUCGAUCGGCGCUGCCCCUCUGACUAUCAGCACCUUUCUCGCAGGAGCAGCGCUCAUAUCGAUCCCGUCGGCCGCGUUGUUCCGCCAUUGCGGCCGCCUCAAUGGAUUUUUGAUCGGCUGCGGGUUAUGCGUUUGUUCUGGUGUUGCUGGUGCAAUUGGGUUGAUCUGCAAUAUUCCCUCGCUGAUAUUUAUCUCCUCCUUCCUGGCUGGACUAGCCCAGGGCCUGUCUCACUUCUAUAGAUUCGCGGCAUUGGAGGUUUGCUCGCCAUCGCAGCGACCAUAUGCGGUGACACUUGUCCUUUCCGGCGGCGUCAUUGCAGCGGUCGCAGGGCCAAACCUGGCCCUCGCAACGAAAGAGCUUGGCCGAGUGUUUGGGGAUUCGCGGCGCUACGAAUUCCUCGGCGCGUUUGCCGGGAUCAGCACCAUCGGGGUCCUCAACGCGCUCUUCUCGGUCUGCGUCACGUUCCCAGCGUCUGCCGGCAAAACAUCUGCGCCAGUCUCACAGAGCCUGCCUCGGCUGAUGUGCGCGGAUCCGCGAUGCAUCGCUGCUGUCGCCAUCGCAGCACUCGCCCACACCAGCAUGGUCUCUCUCAUGAGCCCUCUCGUGGUGGUCAUGCACGACGGCUGCGAGGCCGACGCGUAUCCCAUCGGCAGUUGCUGGAGCGACACGUACUCGAGCCUCACGUUGCAACUCCACUUUCUGGCCAUGUUCGGCCCAGGGUUUGUCACGGGCCGCGUCAUCUCGACGCUUGGCCCACAGCGGACCUCUUGUUGCGGCGCCUUCCUUCUGCUUAUCGCAGCGGGCACGCUUGCGGCCGGAGGGGCGCUCGAAAAUUUCAUCGCUGGCAUGACGCUGUGCGGGCUGGGUUGGAAUCUGUGCUUCACUGCGGGCACAUUGCUUCUCGCCUCGAGCGAGAUGCUGCGCGAGUGCAGGCUCAGCCUAGCCAAUGGAGCCAACGAUUUCAUCAUCUUCUUCUUUGCCGGCAUCGGCAGCACUGGGAGCGGCUACAUCAAUGGGAUAUACGGCUGGCGCUGCGUCGCUGGCAUCAUCGUCCUGGCCUUGAUUCUGGCCCUGGCUCUACUCAUGCUUAUGAAAAACUCAGACCGACUGUGA